AUGCCCAUGUAUGUGAUGUCAUGCUUUCGUCUGCCUAAAGGGAUUACAAAUAAACUCUCUAGCGCAGUCUCAAAUUUCUGGUGGAGUAAUAAUGGACAGACACGGGGAAUGCAUUGGCUAGCAUGGAAAAAACUUUGUCGGCACAAAAACGAUGGCGGCCUGGGAUUCCGUGUUAUUGAGGAUUUUAACACGGCUUUACUUGCAAAACAGUUGUGGAGGCUCAUUAACUUCCCCGACUCGUUAUUCGCACGGGUUUUCAAAGGACGUUAUUAUCGGAACGCAACUCCUAUGGACCCUAUUCGAUCUUACUCUCCCUCCUAUGGAUGGCAGAGUAUAGUUUCAGCUCGACCUCUGGUUAAAAUAGGACUUAUCAAAAGGGUUGGUUCAGGAACAUCUAUCUCUGUUUGGGAUGAUCCCUGGAUUCCAGCUUCUACCCCGAGGCCAGCCACAGGAGAUGGGAUCAAUUACUACCCUCACCUCCGGGUGAGCGAGUUGAUUAAUCCCAGUACAACAACGUGGAAUUUACCACUAUUGAAUCAAUUGUUUGACAGUAUGGAUGUAUCACUAAUUCUCGGGAUCCCAACCUCACAUGUCGCUCGACCAGACUCCAUGGGAUGGUUUUUUACGAAGACGGGAAGAUAUACGGUGAAAUCGGGUUACAGGAUUCUGCAACAAAGCUUGGACGCUGAUGGGCCCAUCUUUAUUGGUCCGGACACACGGCGUCUUCAAGCACAGGUUUGGAAGGUACAAUGUACUCAGAAAUUACAGCAUUUUAUUUGGCAAGCUUUGACGGGAUGCAUAGCGGUAGGGGCGCGACUCCAGAGUCGCGGUAUGCAGAUAGACCCACAAUGUAUGCGGUGUGGAAUGGCGGCAGAAACAGUGAACCACACACUGUUUGAAUGCCCACCGGCACUGCAAGUUUGGGCUCUAUCUCCAAUUCCAACGGCUCCACAGCGUUUCCCUACAGGAAGUUUGUUUGCAAACAUGGCAUAUCUUUUUUGGAAUUUGCCAGACGAUGAUAGAAUGCGGAUGUAUCCUUGGUUAAUUUGGUAUAUCUGGAAAUCACGAAAUGAUAAGGUUAUGGCGAAUGUGGACUGGGACCCAAAUGAAAUAAUAAUCAAAGCAACAGCGGAAUCUUCGGCAUGGGUAACCGCCCAGGAAAAAAUGUAA
Microthlaspi erraticum is the source of this 1170-nucleotide messenger RNA. NCBI's taxonomy places the organism in Eukaryota, Viridiplantae, Streptophyta, Magnoliopsida, Brassicales, Brassicaceae. The record is from the annotation of a GenBank genome assembly.